CACAAUCAGUUACGUUUGGAAGUCUCUGAGGGAGCAAGCAUUUAUAAACAGUACCUAUCCAAUUGUUUACACUUGUCAUAAUCGUAGUAGGAUGCCUUCAAGGAUGAUUGAGAAUACAAAAAUAUCUGGCGAGGAUCCACAAUGGUUAUUUACACAGUACCAACAAGGUUCCAACCUUCUUAUAAUUGACUGCAGACCAUUUACAGACUAUUCUAAAGCACAUAUUGAAGGAGCAAUUAAUAUCUCUGUCCCUUCUUUAAUGUUACGUCGACUUAGAAAAGGGAACGUGCCACUUAAGAACUUCAUUAACUCUGAUAUUGCCAAAGAAAAGUUUGACGAACGAAGACAAGUUGAGAAGAUUAUCCUGUAUGAUGAUCAAUCCACAGCUGAAUGUUAUCGUGAGAGCUCAGUGCUGGAUUUUUUACAACAGAAGAUGUCUGAGGAUAAUAGUGUUGCACUUUUGAAUGGUGGUUUUAGCAGAUUUGAAGACUGUUUCCCACAUUUAUGUCAAUGUGGAGAGGGCACUGAAUUGAACAAUGCGUUAUUUUCAUUGGCCAAUCUAUCCAUACACUCUGAUAUUCCAUCUCCCAUGCCGUUCCGAGAUGCCAACAACAACGUUCCACCAAAACAACAAACUGUCAACGCUAAAGAUCUCUUGUUUCGACCAGACUCACUGGGACCAAUUGAAAUUAUGCCUAGAUUAUACUUAGGAAAUAAGAAGGACUCUUCGGUGUUGAAUCUGCUUCAGACCGCUGGAAUCACACAUAUAUUAAAUGUUACACACGAUCUUCCGAAUGUUUACGAAAGUUCAUCCGAGUUCGAGUAUCUACAACUUCCGAUUCAAGAUAAUUGGGAUGGAAAUAUGAUGGAUUUAUUCCCCAAAGCAUUUUCAUUUAUCGAUAACGCUAUGUCAAAAGGAGGUUGUGUACUAGUCCAUUGUCUCGGUGGAAUUUCUCGUUCGAGUACAGUGAUCAUCGCAUAUCUGAUGACGAGUUAUAACUACUCUCUGAAUGAAGCUUACGAUCACGUUAAAAGCAAGAAGAGUAACAUUGCCCCUAACUUCAAUUUCAUGGGACAGCUACUAGAUUUCGAACGAAGUCGCAGCAUCCCACCAACGCCUUUCGCCACUUCACCGGGUAGCGUAAGCCCUGGGUCUCUCUCGACAGGCAGCGAAAUCUCUACGUCAUCAGUGGAUUCUGCAGAUAGUUGCUGAUAUUUAUUUAUUGUUUUAUAGAAUUUGAAGGGAUGACUUUUAGUCACCUCGAUUAUAUUAACUUAUAUUAAUAUUUCAUAGAAUUUGUUGCUUAGUAACAAUAUUUUUUACAUAUUUUGCUACUUUUAUAUGAAAUCAAUAUUGCGUUUAGUUGCCUCGUUUAGUUGCCUCGUUCAGUCAAUUAUCUUGCCUCGAUUAGCUUUAAAGUUACGUAAUUCUUUUUUGUUACUUUAUCAGAUGCAACGCAUCUUUGCUGCCUUAAAACUCGUUCCAAGAGUUUUUAAAGUUUCGAAUUAUUUCCCUUACUUUUUAUACAAUUUCGCGAAUAAAAACUUUCUAAUUUCGUUAAUUAGGCAUUUAUACAUAGUGUGAAGAAAAUUAUUUUAUAGAAAUGUUUCGAAUUGUAAAUAUAUAUUGAACUUUCAGAAAGAAAACAAAAAAGAUUGUGAUAA
Messenger RNA from Hydractinia symbiolongicarpus, 1665 nucleotides. RefSeq names its product dual specificity protein phosphatase 7-like. Gene Ontology annotation, molecular function: protein tyrosine/threonine phosphatase activity; MAP kinase tyrosine/serine/threonine phosphatase activity. Gene Ontology annotation, cellular component: cytosol; cytoplasm. The transcript is spliced from 3 exons. Bases 92 to 1213 code for a protein of 373 amino acids. NCBI's taxonomy places the organism in Eukaryota, Metazoa, Cnidaria, Hydrozoa, Anthoathecata, Hydractiniidae. Gene Ontology annotation, biological process: protein dephosphorylation; negative regulation of MAPK cascade. The record is from RefSeq and is a predicted model, not a curated record.